AUUCAUAAAAUCGACGCGGCAGAGGAGAGUCGCGAAACGAUGGCGGCUCUGGCGCUCGCGUUGCGGUCAUCGGGGAGUCUCUGCGGGGCUGCGCGCCGCGGAGCCGCCGCCGCUGCUGCCGUCUCGGCAUCGUGCGGGUCGCGCAGAGGCGCCGCUCACUUCACGUUCGUGGCGGACCCUGCGCCCACGCAGUACGGAGAAACUCAGAAGAUGAAUCUUUUCCAAUCCAUAAACAGUGCCAUCGAUGACUCUCUUGCCAACGAUGCAUCUGCCGUGGUGUUUGGAGAGGACGUCUCGUUUGGAGGAGUGUUCCGCUGCACAGUCGGGCUUCUCGACAAAUACGGCAAGGACCGCGUCUUCAACACGCCGCUGUGUGAGCAAGGCAUCGUGGGCUUCGCCAUCGGCAUGGCCGUCACCGGAGCUACCGCCAUCGCCGAAAUCCAGUUUGCCGACUACAUCUACCCGGCGUUUGACCAGAUCGUGAACGAGGCCGCCAAGUACCGCUACCGCUCGGGGAACAUGUUCAACUGCGGGGGGCUCACGGUGCGUGCGCCGUGGGGGUGCGUGGGCCACGGCGCGCUCUACCACUCGCAGAGCCCCGAGGCCUUCUUCGCUCACGUGCCCGGGAUCAAGGUGGUUAUUCCGAGGGGGCCCAUUCAAGCCAAGGGGCUGCUGCUAUCCUGCAUCAACGACCAGAACCCGUGCAUCUUCUUUGAGCCGAAGGUUCUGUACCGAGCCGCAGUGGAGCAGGUGCCGGUGGGGCACUACGAGCUGCCGCUGUCCCAGGCCGAGGUGCUGCAGGAGGGCAGCGACAUCACGCUGCUCGGCUGGGGCACGCAGGUGCACGUGCUGCGGGAGGUGGCUGCCCUGGCCCAGGAGAAGCUCGGCGUGUCGUGUGAACUCAUCGACCUGCAGACCAUCCUGCCCUGGGACAUGGUCACCGUGUGCAAGUCCGUGGUGAAGACGGGCCGGCUUCUCGUGGCGCACGAGGCUCCGUACACCAGCGGAUUCGCGGCGGAGAUCGCCACCACGGUGCAGGAGCAAUGCUUCCUGAACAUGGAGGCGCCCGUGCACCGCGUGUGUGGCUUCGACACGCCCUUCUCCCACAUCCACGAGGUCUUCUACAUCCCCGACAAGUGGCGCUGCUUCGAAGGAGUCCGCAAGCUCAUGGCCUAUUGAGCGACCGGGAUGCGGGAGGGGUGGAGGGGGGUUGUCGGGGCAAAGCCCUCGGAUCCCCGCCGUUCUCAGGAUCGUGGGGGGGGGCGGGGGGUGGGGGGGGCGUCUCGCCCGCCUAAGUCCGACCCUUUCACGCUGCGCUCAACGGUCACGCAAAGCAGGAGGCUGGGUUCCGAGGCCUCCGUGGUGCAGGUUGAACGAUUUUAAUUUAUCAUUGCUCUGAGCAGUGUUAGGAGGGGGGUGACUUCUUGCGGGGGAAGGGAAAACAGACAAAACAUCUUAAAUACGCGGGACUUUGUUUUUGAAGUUACGUGAAUUUCGCGAUUUCACGCAAGCUGCUUCAUUUCAGUGACUUUUACGAUCGCUUCAAACGAACUCGCGUUGCGCCCAUUCGUUGAACCCGGGGAAAAUAACCGUGACGUGCAAUGACCUGCCGCUCCGUGCCCCGUGUCGUCGGUACCAUGCGACCGCAUCGCGAAGGCGCUGCACGCGGAGGAUGGUGAGGCUGAGUUGAGAGGCAGGGAGAGAGGCAGUCGGUCACGGGCAGAGAGACGACCGCUGUAAGCCUGGACUUGAACAGGGGGGCGGGCAGUCGACAGCGCGGACCGCUGGGGUGAAGGGGUUCCAAUCCGCGAAUGUCGGGCCGAUGCUUCGCUGCUUCAGCCCCCAAGCUGCUAACUCCCAUCACUUCCCCAUUCGAAUCGUCGAAUUGUUUCGCACUGUUAUUUGUGAAAAGUAAUCGUGAAACUUAGUGACGCAAUGACAGUGGAGCGAUGGUUAACCGAACCUCCCAGCUCUUGGUUAAUCCGAUCGCGGUCACGCAUUUUGCAUGUCCAGCGCCGAUUGCGAGCCCUGUUCAUAUUUCGCGAUGCCGUAGCAGCGACGACUUUCUGCUCCCCGCUCGGCUAUUUGCAGCCCCGUGAUUGGCUGCGGUCAUAGCUCGCCACUCGCCCUUGUAGAGUGGGCCAGGUCAGGCUCCAGCGCUGGGUAUUGAUGCAGUCCAUCAUCAUCAUCAUCUCAAAUCCAGGGUCGGUAAAAUAGAUUACCACGUUGUUGGGAGGAAAGGGCUUCAAGGUUCAGUCUUCGCGCCAAAGGUCUCUUCCUCUCUUUAAUUCACAGUCACCUCCGAUUAGCACGGUUGGAUACGUACGGUGUGAAAGAAGUUCUACAUUCAUACAUCACCAUCGUAGUUCUGCUGCUGCUGCUGCUGCACAUUCACAGCAGGAGCAGCAGCGUUCAAUCUACAUGCGUACAUUCAAUGCCGUGCAGCAUCAUUUCCCAUGAUUCCUGAUUUUUUGCUGAUUUAAAAAAGAUUAAACACAAAUGUAUUCAUCUUCUUGGUUCUUUCGGUAAAGCCUGAGGACGGCUGCUUGCGUUGUGGCCGAAACGUCGUGAGAAUUAUUUUAUUGUGUUUUAUUUUUAUUAUUUUAUUAUUUCCAUUCUACGUGACUUUACCGAAAGAACCAAGAAGAUGAAUCCCUGCAGUCACGAAAGCUUUACAUCGAAACACAAAUGUAUUGUUUUACUUUAAGUUCUCUGUUUCACUCUCACAUCCCAGUUGUGCCUUUUGGCAUUUUCUAACGCUCUUCCAGGCCACGUUACCACAAUUUAGAAAUGUGUUUUGGGGGUAACGUCUGAAGAACCCCAAAAAGAUGUUCGGGAGUUCGGUGAAAUGUCCCCGAGACUCGGGAGGGCUUUCUUGCCGAACAUCCUAGGCAACAAAAACGGCACCCGUAAGGAUUCUUAGGAUUUCUGUGACAUUGCCGAAGGCUCUGGAGCCACGGGUAUACAUCGAGUCUUGUCUUGUGCACCACUGUGUCCUGUUAACGUUUCUCCCUUCCACGUGUGUGCAAUACCUUCCUCCGUUUGAUCAUUUCCCGCGAUGAUUCCUCGGGUCGCGGCGGUGAACGGCGUGGAAGUGUCCGUGCGAGUUUCCCUAUGGUGGUAUAAAAUGUGGUUUUUGUUGUUGUUACUACCGGGUAAAAAAAAUAAAAUAAAAACAAUAACAAAGAAAAAAAAAGGUUCUCGCUUAUACGCGCCGCUU
Messenger RNA from Lethenteron reissneri (Far Eastern brook lamprey), 3220 nucleotides. RefSeq names its product branched chain keto acid dehydrogenase E1 subunit beta (gene BCKDHB). The record is from RefSeq and is a predicted model, not a curated record. Gene Ontology annotation, cellular component: oxoglutarate dehydrogenase complex. Gene Ontology annotation, biological process: response to nutrient; branched-chain amino acid catabolic process. NCBI's taxonomy places the organism in Eukaryota, Metazoa, Chordata, Hyperoartia, Petromyzontiformes, Petromyzontidae.